AGCGACCACACUGCAGACCACAUGACUCCACAGCCUGUAGGACUUUACGAGGAGCACGUUAAUGCGUCACAGGGUAGUGCUGUAUUCGGGACUGUCGAUGAUCUCAGUCACAGGUGAAAGGAAAAGCACAGCGCAUAUCUACGAGGGACACGGAUUUGGAAACAGGUUUACCUGCUUGAGCUUUUUUUUCUGCUCGGCGCACCGGCGAAACCAUGAAGUGGCUCCUCGUGUUAAGCGUCCUAAUAUCGUGUACAGGAACGAUUGUGAGUCUCUCCUGCACAGUCGAGAUGAGCCCUUCAAGUGCUGUGGUGAAAUUUGGAGAUCCCCUCUCAGCCAACUGCAGCUCAUCGUCCAACCAGACAGCGUCAAUGGGCUGGGAGUCCAUAUACAAAACAGCAGGACUUCAAAAAGGGGUGUCAUCUGUUCUCUUUAAAGUAGACUCUGUGGUAAAUUGGGAUGUUGGACCAAUGUGCUUCAUCAAUCUCCAUGAUGGUACUCAGUGUAUAGACUCCCUACCAGUCACUGUGUACAAAAUGCCAGACAGUGUGUCAAUGACUCGGCCGGGUCAAUUGGGCUCCAUGAUCGAGGGUGAGACGUAUCGCAUGCGGUGUGACAUUGUUAAUGUUGCACCAGUAGCAAAUGUCUCUGUGCACUGGUAUAAAGGGGAUCAGAUCAUCUAUACAGAGAAACGUGAGGGGUCCACUCCAUUUCCAGACAAUAUAUCGUCUGCCUUCGAUCUGACCGCCCAAAGAGGAGACAAUGGAACUCAGUUCUGGUGUGAAGCAAAGCUGGACCUUUCGCCAUCAGUACCAAAUAUGCCCACGGUCCUAUCAGAGCCACAAGAAGUGACUGUACUGUACUCCCCCGCCUUCACCCAGCCUGAAAAUGAGACGCUGGAAAUCUCAGAUGGUACUAAAAUCAUUUUAGAUUGCACUGCUACAGGAAACCCAACGCCGGUAUACAGCUGGCAUUUCCCACAUUCAGUACAACGGACAAAUACAAAGCAAGAUGAGAGUCAAGCCAUUCUGACCCCGUCCUUUGAGCUUCCAGGGACCUACAGCUGCACAGCGUCAAACACCCAGGGCACCAUGACCAAAUAUUUCACUGUCGUCGAAGGUCCAAGUAGUCACGCUGGAACCACUGCUGGGAUUUUAAUGGCUGUGUUCCUUGCUCUAAUCUUUAUUUUGGCAUGUGUGGUUUAUCGCAAACAAAAAGGCACACUUUUGCUGCAAGAGCAGAGUGUCAGAUGAGCUGAGAGAAAGAAUGUAACAAAAACUCCCAUCUCCCACAGGGGAUCGCACAACCUUCGCAGCCUUGGUUGGAGGAUUUAUGAUCCUGGGAGUCCUGCUCCUCAUCAGCGGUCUUUUUUUUGUGACACCUGAAGGAACGUUUUCUUGCAACAAAGGCAGCUAUCUCAAAGGACAGCCUACCUCAUCGGGACCUGUAUGAGGACGACUUUUUUUAAAAAUUAAAUUUAGCAUGGCUUUGUGAUGAACAUGGUGCCUUUUUUAAUGGUUUUUUUUUGUGCUUGGAUAUCACUUCUGCGUGCUCAGUUGGCGGGCUUCUGCUCGCGCUUGGCCGCUGCAGUUUUAAGAAUGCAUAAUCCUAUCAACUGUCUUUGAAGUGCCACUCAUCAAUAUUGUUUUACUAACAUGUUAUUAUGUUAUUUAGGGGAAAAAAACAGGAUACACAGAUAAUGAGAGAGCACAUUAACAUACACUGCAGUAGCCUGGUUACUGUAAAUGUGUGUAUUCCUGCAGCACAGCCCCAAAAUAAUAUCUGGAAGCAUAACUCACUUAUUUUAAGUUUUGUAAUGAUGCUGCUUCCUGACUGCUUCGCCCCGGAUUUAGACUUCUACAGGCUACUUUGAGUUCCAGUUUCAUUCUGACUUAAGAUGGCAUUAUUGUGUACUCUCCUUUCAUUGUGCCACUGUGGUGUCACAGCAGUCCGCUUUCGCUGUCUGAAAUCUGUGUCCUAACAAUGUGCAAAUAUAAAAAGCUGACUUUAAUCUGGUUACAUGGGUGCAUGCAAACACUCUUGACUGAAUCAAAUUACUGUGGGACCCAGGAGCAUUAAUGCAAACCUCUAAUUAGCUCUUUAAGCUGUUUUUGUUUUGUGGCCAGCAAAUUUGCUGCAUGGGUCAAUCUGAGCUGCUCUCAUCAGCCACCAGCAGGAAGUGGUUUCCAGCAAAACCCACUGUAUGCUGCCUUUCCAGCUCCCAAGCAACUAAUGAAAUCUGAACAUGGAAAGACAUGAGAGUGGACACAAUACAUUUAUAAGCACAUUAUAGGUAAGGACAGUGGGUCUGACAGCUUGUUGGAAAGUUCUGCCUGCAUGUGGCCAAAAAACUAACGCUUGGGUUAUGCCUUUGGUCAGUCAGUAGCUGCACUGCUUGGGAAGAAAAAUGUUUUUUUUACUGAAUAUGUCUGGUAAGUCAUAAUCAUGGUUAUUCAUGCUUGAAUGUGUCUAAACAAUACUGAUUCAGCAGCCAUUGUUUCUUUAUUUUUUGCAUUGAUUUGCUUUGGUACUCAUCAUUUUCAUUCACUCAGGUAUAUUUAGCUGUUUAAUUUUUUACGACAUACUUUCCAGACACAACGAUACAGCUCCAGUAAUUACUUGAGUGUGCUCUGACAACUGCAGCUGGGCACAGUGUUGAUAGUGCUAGGUUUUUAUUGUUAUUGUAUGUAAUUAUACUCAUUUCAUGUUCUGUAAGAUAAUUUUUUACCAAAUGAUAUUUUUUUACGCGCUGGUACAGCUCUGGAAUGUUGAAUUAUGUUUGCACUGAGAAUACUGACCAUGCCAUUUCUAUUGUGUACCAUCAAUUUCAUUUGCUAGAGACAAUUAGAUGCUUUUUUUUAAAUUGCCCAAAAAUGAGCCAGUCAAUUAUGUAUUGGACAGUUUGUGUAAUUUGCCAGUAAAAAAAAAAAAAAAAAGCCGAUUUCCAUGUGUUGUCUUUUUUAUUCGAGUUGAAUCAAUUGGAAAAAGGGUACAACUUAAAAUGUGAAUAUAUUUUGUGCUUAUGCUUUGGUUGUUAAAUUCUAGUCGACUCCUCCGUCAGUGACAUCCUUAGGCAGAAUACUGAUUGAGGCAAAGUCAAACCAGUGUCUUUCAUGACUAUGUUUUCACUGCCACCUUUUGUCAACAUCUUGGACCUCUCUCUCCAACUUUCUCCCUCUCAUUCAGUCGGGCUUACAUUAUACAGUGCUCGGGCUGCCAUACUAAUUAGCACUGCACAAAGUGAAUGUAAAGGAGAGCAUUUACUAUCCUGCCCACGGUUGCCAAUAUAAACCUUUUUUUUCUGACACCAUGUUCUUUAUGUUCAGUCCCUGUCAUUCCCACUGAGGGCUCUGCCAGAAAGCACUGUUUGUGUAUGCCUGACUGUGUUGCCAUGACAACCUGGCAGAGAGGAUGUUGCCCAAUUUGUCAUGGAGUUAAAAAAAAAAAGUUUUAUUAUAGACACAGAUACAAGCUACAUAUUUCUCCGGAGAACUAGAAGAGAGAGGAGUGUAUCUGAAGUGAAGCGAGCGUGAGCUGUAAUCUGUACAUUGAGAUUCCCAGCUGUGCUCCCCAUGAAUACACCGAGAAGCAUCCGAUUACUUGCUCACUUGCACUUUGCAUUUGCGGUCAGAGCGGAUACGCUGUGUUGCAUUCUAGUCACAGUGUGAGACUUACAAGCUACAUGCUGCACCAACACUGCCUGCCUGCUGGGAUUUCACAAAGCGUUGGGAGUUCAGAGGCAAAUGGAGACAAGUGUACAAGCCGAAUUGAAAACAUGCUUUUGUUCACAACCGGUCUUGACAAGACGGUGAAUCAAGAUAAAAAUCUUUGAUUUGAAACAUGAUCAUGCCCUAGACUGGAAUGUAGAGAGGAUAAAACAUACCCUUUACUCAAUAUAAUAAAUGUCUAGUUUAGAUUUAUGUCUAUUUUUUCUGGAGUCAAAGGUUAUUCUGUCAGUUUAGGGAGGAAAAGGCUGCAGGAGCUGGAUGGUCUCUCAGCUAUUGUAAAUGUUUUGGAGAUGUAAACAUGAAAGUGACAACCACAUUUGUCUCUGCAUAAAUUCUAAUAAACCAAACAUGAAAAUGGAA
Epinephelus fuscoguttatus (brown-marbled grouper) is the source of this 4085-nucleotide messenger RNA. Its product is annotated as intercellular adhesion molecule 1-like. Bases 213 to 1250 code for a protein of 345 amino acids. Gene Ontology annotation, molecular function: integrin binding. Gene Ontology annotation, cellular component: membrane. NCBI's taxonomy places the organism in Eukaryota, Metazoa, Chordata, Actinopteri, Perciformes, Serranidae. Gene Ontology annotation, biological process: cell-cell adhesion. The transcript has 5 exons. The record is from RefSeq and is a predicted model, not a curated record.